This is a messenger RNA of Protopolystoma xenopodis, 339 nucleotides long. The record is from the annotation of a GenBank genome assembly. Lineage: Eukaryota; Metazoa; Platyhelminthes; Monogenea; Polystomatidea; Polystomatidae.
AUGUAUCCGCUUGAAGGUCAAGAAAGUAAACGACACACUCUCGAGGACCGUGAAGCUACAAACGAUGCAAAAGAUUGGGCUGGUGGGCAAGAAACUGUUGCCAAGUGCACGAGCAGGAGAUUUCUCGAAGGCAAUACCGACACGGAAGGAGUUGUGAGCGCGACUAAUCAGCCUGAAAAUAGGGACGAUCUAUGUCCUAUUCGACGCCAGUUGCUAUGGGCGAAUAUUUGGUCAAGCCCAGUGAUUCCAAAACUGUGUGCCGCGGCGAAAUAUUGUAAAAGCUUCAAUUUGAGAAAAUGUGCACUGCUUUGCAGACUCAUCCAUCACAUUAAUUGUUAA